Molecule: messenger RNA, 1742 nt
Organism: Hyposmocoma kahamanoa
Lineage: Eukaryota; Metazoa; Arthropoda; Insecta; Lepidoptera; Cosmopterigidae
Gene: Ldh
Product: L-lactate dehydrogenase
Exons: 7
Coding region: 239-1276 (345 amino acids)
Biological process (GO): carboxylic acid metabolic process
Cellular component (GO): cytoplasm
Molecular function (GO): L-lactate dehydrogenase (NAD+) activity
Source: RefSeq, a predicted model, not a curated record
UGCCGCCGCCGCCGCCGCAGCCACAGCCGCCCGCUGCCGCCAUUGCUCAUUCACUCGUUCCGUUUAUUUAGUGCAUUCAACCCACGCGAAAUGCGUUUCAAGCAAAACCGGGUCGGUGUAGAUUCAUUCAUUCAGUACUAAUGAGACCUUAUAGUGGGAAGCUUGUGUUCGACUCACUAUUUUACACUUAUCGAUAUUAAGCUCGUGAAAAGCAUAUAUUUUUUAAGUUUGCCUAAAAAUGGCUGAAAACUACGUCGUCAAUGGUGUCCUUAGAUACAAAAUGGCGACAGUGGACAAGCUAUUCCAACCGGUGCAGAAGAAAACAGACGACACGGGCAACAAAGUAACGGUCGUGGGCACCGGUCAAGUGGGCAUGGCCGCUGUCUUCUCCAUGCUAACCCAGAAUGUGACCAACCACAUAGCGUUGGUAGACGUCAUGGAGGACAAGCUAAAGGGGGAAAUGAUGGACUUACAACACGGUUCCUCCUUUAUGAGGAACGCCAAAAUUCAAGCCAGCUCAGACUUCGCUGUCUCCGCUGGUUCCAAGAUUUGCAUAGUGACAGCUGGAGUCCGCCAACGCGAGGGCGAGUCGCGCCUGGACCUCGUGCAGAGGAACACCGACGUCUUGAAACACAUCAUCCCUCCGCUUGUCAAGUACAGCCCGGACACAAUUCUACUAAUCGCGAGCAACCCUGUGGACAUCCUCACGUACGUGUCAUGGAAGAUUAGCGGGUUGCCCAAGCACCGCGUCAUCGGGUCUGGCACAAACCUCGACUCCGCAAGAUUUCGAUACUUGCUCUCUGAGAAACUUGGUAUUGCUCCUACAUCUUGUCACGGAUACAUCAUUGGAGAACAUGGCGAUAGCAGUGUGCCUGUGUGGUCCGGUGUGAACAUCGCGGGAGUUCGUCUCGGCGACCUUAACCCCAAAAUCGGCGAGGACGACGACCCUGAGAAUUGGAAGGAGAUCCACGCGCGCGUCGUAAAGAGCGCCUACGAGGUUAUCAAAUUGAAGGGUUAUACAUCCUGGGCUAUUGGUCUCUCUCUCUCGCAGCUUGCGAGGGCCAUUGUUACGAACGCCAACAGCGUACAUGCUGUUUCUACAUACUUGAAGGGCGAACACGGCGUCGAAGAUCAAGUGUUUCUAUCCCUACCGUGCGUGUUGGGCCACAGCGGCGUGUGCGACGUCGUCCGUCAGCCUCUCACCGACGCUGAAAAGAACCUAUUACAGCAAUCCGCCAAACUGAUGGCCAAAGUACAAUCGGGCAUUAAUUUUUAAUUACACUCGUCUGCUUAAGUCUCAAUAGGGCAAAUGCACUUGCUUCUUGGAGAAAAAAGAUGAAAAUGAUGUGAUAGUUAGUUAGACGCACCAAAAAAGUCUUUUGGCUCGACAGAAAGGUGAUGGCUAUAUAAUAGCACGCUUGUCGUCUCUAUGUCGUUUUUACUACAAUUUUCGAAUGAAUAUUCUACUUCUAUUUUCAUAUUUCAGUAUUACUUGUAAGAUAUUCUUGAUAUGUGCAUUGACAUUUUUGUAAUUGUAUAAUUUGACAAAACAUACUGAUAUCAGUAAAACACAGUAUGAUAUACAUGACAGUACCUACAAUUGAACAAUCGCAUUAUAUACGUGAACCUAUUUUGUAGAAGUUCUAUUUUUCACAGUUUUCCAUUGUUUAUAAUAUAUUUUUAAGGACACAAAUUAUACAUACGAUUAAACCCUUUUAAAAUAAAUAUUUACGCCAAGUCCA